AUGAUGCUUCCGUAUCUCGCUCCAUUGGUUGCGGUGCUUGCCACGACAGUAGCCGGCCACGGGCAAUCCCCAGUGGACAUGCAGGCUCUCCUUGGUCCGCUUCUAUCGCCAAGUGCCCAGCUGUAUCUUCCUAAUGAUGCCGAAUACGCCGGGGUGAAUGAACGGUGGUCGAGUAUCGGAGGGCCGUCGUACGCGGCAGCUGUCCGGCCUGCUACAGAGGAGGAUGUUAGGAAUAUCGUCAAAGUGGCUUCUGAGCAUGACAUCCCUUUUCUGGCAACUGGAACCUCCCACAGUGUCAAGCCAGGACUGCCCGGCUACACCACCCUGGAAAACGCAAUACACAUUGACCUGAGCCAAAUGAAAGAUAUCUCAUUGGAUCACGAAAGUAACACGGUAACGAUUGGGCCUGGAGUGACCAAUGACUUGGUAUAUGAUACGCUGUAUGCCGCCAAGAGAGAAACACCGAUCAGCACGGACCGCUGCCUCAGUACAUUGGGUACGAUGGUUGGAGGUGGCCUUGGAAGCCUUCAAGGCGUCCGGGGGAUCUUAGCUGACUCUCUGGUCUCUGCUCAUGUUGUUACCGCUGCCGGCGAGCUGAUCACAGUUUCCAAAGACAGCAACCCCGAUCUAUUCUGGGCAAUUCGGGGGGCCGGGCAUAACUUUGGGAUCGUUGUCUCCGCGACGUUUAGAACAUACGAGCCGACCAACGGUGGAUUGAGUUGGACAGGAGACUUCAUCUUCCCGAACAGCCAGAAUGCCUCUGUAUUCGAGCUGGUGAAGUCGCUAGAUGACGGUCUCCCAAUCGGCGUUUUUUACGGGGUCAUGGGAACUUUUAAUAAAACCACAAAAGAGCCACUUCUCACUGUCCGACUCAUCGUCAUGGGCGACGAGGAAUAUGCUGCGCCCCAUCUCGCCAAAGUCAUGGACCUGAACCCUUUGAGCUCGACCUGGGAGAGCAAAAAAUGGAACACCUACGGCCACAAUUCUGCCACCAUGUGUGAGAAGAGUUGGAACGUAACCUUGUACUCGAUAGGAAUGGAAAGAACUGACGUGAGCACACUAUCCGAGGCAUGGACAAACUGGAGCACCUUUUCCGUGGAGCGUGAGAUGUUCGAUGGGUUCUGGAUGGUCGAGCGGCAUCCGGAGCAAGUCUUGCUGGCGGUCCCUGAGGAAGAACGGGGCGUGUAUCCAUGGAGAGAUACAAAGCUCUACAUGUUCUUUGUCAACUACAUGCUCGACGCCAGCCACAAAUCCGAAGUGCAUGCCACCAUGGCACCUAUGCGGGCCAAGCUGCAGGAGGUGAUGGGCUUUGAGAACCAGCAUGCUUAUGUCAACGAGGCGUACGGUGAUGAGGGCCCGGAGGUUUGGUUUGGAGCACAUAACCUGCCGCGGCUGGUGGCCUUGAAACAAAAGUGGGAUCCGAAAAACCAGUUCGGUGCUGGGAUGCCCAUACCACUGAGCCUGUAG
Molecule: messenger RNA, 1467 nt
Organism: Aspergillus clavatus NRRL 1
Lineage: Eukaryota; Fungi; Ascomycota; Eurotiomycetes; Eurotiales; Aspergillaceae
Product: FAD-binding oxidoreductase
Exons: 5
Coding region: 1-1467 (488 amino acids)
Molecular function (GO): FAD binding; oxidoreductase activity
Source: RefSeq, a predicted model, not a curated record